UUCAGUUUCCCCACGGAGUGGAGGACGGUCCGGAUCAAAGUGUCACUACUUUGUCUUUUCACCUGCUCUGCAUGGGAGGAUUUUUUUAAAAAUUUUAUUUCAUUUAAUUUUUUUUACUUUUUCAGAUGUUGGGAUAUAAUUUAAGCGCAUUGAUGGACAAAUCCAACUUUCUCCGAACCUUCAUUAAAUUCCACUAAUUGCUUAGAGCAGCGACUCUUUUCGCUGUUGUGCUUUUAGAAAGUUUGUCCUCCUCAUGCGCAACUCAGUCAGCGCGCCUCGGCUGCUCAGUCAGAGCAGGCGGCACAGCAGCGGAGCGAAGUGGGAACAGUCAGUCAGCGCUGAUUCAUGACUUAGGCUACUUGUUCUGAGGGCUUUGCAGGAAACACACAAAAAAAAAAACCUCCGACGGAUUCACAAGGCGGUGGUUUUAUUCCAGAAUCUGGAUUGUCCCUGUCGGAUCUAACACAAUGCGUCGUCAUUUCAACACACCUGAGCUGCAACCAGACGGAAAGUGGAUCGAUCUGACAAGUUCUUCUCACAGUUUAUUUUAAUUCCAGCAACAGUUGAUUAGAUCCUGAAAAACAUCCAAAAAGCGCAAUGAUUUUAACUUUUGUCUUUAUUUUAUCCAUUUGGGAUUCGGUGGUCACCUUGAAAGGUGACGGCGGCGCAGCCUCCCGCGCAGCCCGUCUGGACUGUGUGAAGGCCAGCGAGCAUUGUCUGAGGGAGUACUCCUGCAGCACCAAGUACCGGGUGAUGAGGCAGUGCGUGGCGGGGAGGGAGAGCAACUUCAGCGCGGUCACCGGUCCCGAGGCGCAGGGCGAGUGCCGCAGCGCCAUAGAUGCCAUGAAGCAGAGCUCCCUGUACAACUGCAGGUGCAGGAGAGGCAUGAAGAAGGAGAAGAACUGCCUCAGGAUUUUUUGGAGCAUAUUUCAGAGUUUACAAGGUAACGAUUUACUGGAAUACUCUCCAUAUGAACCAGUCAAUAGCCGGCUCUCAGACAUCUUCCGCUUGGCUCCCAUCAUAGCUGCUGAGCCUGCAUCCACAAAGGAGAACAACUGUCUGAGUGCUGCCAAAGCCUGUAACCUGAACGACACCUGCAAGAAAUACCGCUCUGCUUACAUCAACCCCUGCACUAGCAGGGUGUCUGCUUCUGAGGUCUGCAACAAGCGCAAGUGCCACAAGGCCCUACGACAGUUCUUUGACAAGGUUCCGCCUAAGCACAGCUACGGGAUGCUGUUUUGCUCCUGUCCAGCGGGAGAUCAGAUGGCUUGUGCAGAACGCAGAAGACAAACCAUCGUACCGAUUUGCUCCUAUGAGGAUAAAGACAAGCCCAACUGUCUUUCUCUGCAGAACACAUGCAAGACUAACUACAUCUGCAGAUCAAGGCUGGCGGACUUUCUCAGCAACUGUCAGCCCGAAGCUGGUUCCAUAUCUGGCUGUCUUCUAGAGAACUACGCCAACUGCCUGCUCUCCUAUUCAGGUCUUAUUGGUACAGUGAUGACUCCCAAUUAUGUGCGGUCUUCUGGCAUUAGCCUGUCACCAUGGUGUGACUGCAGCAGCAGCGGGAACAGCAAGCCAGACUGUGAUAAAUUCGCUGAGUUUUUCACCAACAAUCGAUGUCUCCGUAAUGCCAUAAAGGCAUUUGGUAACGGUACUGAUGUUGGAGUAUGGCAACCGCAACCCCCCAUUCAACCCACUGUGGAGCCAAGCAUCACUCGUAGGGGUAAAGCUUGGACGAACAGCGUUGUGGACGUCCUGACAGACGUCAACCAACUGGGCGCCAAUAGUGACUCGUUUCACAUUUGUGGACCCUUGCAGGUCCAAAAUCUGGUCUCAAAUCAAACAGCAAAAGCAGCUUUUUGUCCGAACCACCAGCUGGAUGAAUCUGGCACUUUGAAUGCCAUCGCUGGACGUUCACCAUCUGAACUGAACUCCUUGCAUCUCUCAACUUUAGUCCUCUCAGUGGCCUCAACAGCAUUACAGCUCAAAGGUUUCCUGUUUCUGUAGGAGCCAAGGACUGGAGGUCAACCUUUCUGGACUUAAGACGCAAUCAAAGUCAUAUUAAUUCAGACACUCACCGAACUGGAACCUCUAGGUUUUUCUGAAAUCAUAGCCACUCGUGGGUCAGAUUUGUGGACGCCUGUCACUGAGAUGUCAGCUCAUUUGCCUUCCAAAGCCCUGUGGAAGUCAUUUGCAAAGACUCUGCAUAUUUGACUGAGUGGAGUGCAGGUGGAAACUGCUUCGAGCAUGAAAUCAUGUAUUCUCUGCUUGAUUUGUUGCAGUUGAGGGAAAAGCUAAACAUGUGGGAAGCAAAAGGGAAAACCAUGGACAUACAACACAUUUCAUAGAUGCAUUGGAUUAUGAUCAAUGAGGUCAUUCAAACGUCCAUUUUGUCUGAAAAAUCUAACUACGACAAAGACAAAUCUGCCCAAAAAGUCCGCAACAACGUUCUCUAAUACAUGUUUGGCGUUAUUUAUAGAGCAGCUCUGUAGAUCUGGUCGUCAAGGUGGUUUGUGGCUUUUAUCAUGUACACCUCACUUUGUGCAUAGAAAUAUACAGGUGCAAACUCUGUUCCAGUAUGCUGCUGUUAGCUUGUAAAGAAUAUUGUCUGUAACAUUUUGAGAGUGUAAAUUAGUACAGGUGACUGAGCUUUAUCCAGCCUAAUUGUGAUUUAUGAAAUGUGAUGAGAUGUGCUUCUUUUCUCAUGUGGUUACAGAUUUGACUUUAUGUGAAUAUAUUUUGAUGGAAAAGUGCAUCAUUUCUCUUAGGUAUCAAAGUAUUUGUAAACACAAUCCAUAGAAUUUACAAAGAAAUAAAAAAAAAAAAAAGGCACUGGUCUCAUCCAGAAAUUCGAGGACCACACACUUCUAUUUUUUCCACGUUAUUAUUUCUUUGCAAAGCGCAAAGGGAGCAAGGGUUUGAUGAAUAAACAAUGUGUAAAUACCCACGAGCAGAGUUAAUGUCAAAAGACAAAAGCCAGCAGACAUUAAUUGCCUGCAAUUAGAGCUGGUCUGAAGGGACGGAAAGAUAAAAACACGUAGUUAGUUUGUACUAAAUGGAUCGAGUUAACAGACUUUCAACGAAUGUACGACACAAUAAAGGCUCAUUUCUAAACAU
Poecilia latipinna (sailfin molly) is the source of this 3117-nucleotide messenger RNA. RefSeq names its product gdnf family receptor alpha 1b (gene gfra1b). The transcript has 10 exons. Gene Ontology annotation, molecular function: signaling receptor activity. Lineage: Eukaryota; Metazoa; Chordata; Actinopteri; Cyprinodontiformes; Poeciliidae. Gene Ontology annotation, biological process: nervous system development. Bases 598 to 2007 code for a protein of 469 amino acids. The record is from RefSeq and is a predicted model, not a curated record. Gene Ontology annotation, cellular component: external side of plasma membrane; signaling receptor complex.